AGUAGUCGGUAGUGGCAUCUGCGGGCGGUGGCUUUGAGGCACAAUACACGCUUUCAAAGCCAACGGUCUAUAAAACACUUUGAAGCAUUGUUCACAGUUGCUUGCGUUUGUUUGUUUUCUCCUCAGACAAACUGGCAUAAAUUGUUCGCUGCACGAAAAGGAGAAGGAGGAGAGAGAGAGAGAGAGGAGCCUUCUCGCGCGCCUUCACGUUGACGAGCGCACACAGGUUUUGACACGUUCUCUUUUUUUGUUGUUGUUUUCUUGUCUUGUUUCCUUUCCACAUCAUACACGAUUCUCUGACGUUUGACUGCGCAGCGUCCCAACCGCAGUACAGCGUAGGUGAACUGCACUGCAUCGAACGAUUGAUCAUACCUCUAAAGCGAAUCGGUCAUUUCAUUUUUAUUUUUGUAUUUUUCCCCUUUCCUUUUUUUUUCGUUUGAACGCGGCUGCGCGAACAGACCCACAAACGCAGAUAGGGCAAUGCAGAAGUAUCAAAUUCUAGGGAAAAAAGGCGAGGGCACCUUCAGCGAGGUGCUGCGCGCGCAAGACGUGAAGACGAAGCAGUUUGUUGCGAUCAAAUGCAUGAAGAAGGCCUUCAAGUCAAAAGAGCAGGUGAACCGUCUGCGCGAGAUCCAAGCGGUGCGGCGCCUGCAACCCCACCCAAACAUUGUGGACCUGAUCGAGGUCCUGUUCGACCGGAGCACGGGCCGCCUGGCGCUGGUGUUGGAGCUGCUGGACAUGAACCUGUACGAGCUCAUCAAGGGUCGAAAGCAGUACCUGGGCGAGGAGAAAGUGCGCUCCUACAUGUAUCAGCUGCUCAAAGGCCUCGAUCACGCGCACCGCACCGGUGUCUUCCACCGCGACAUCAAACCGGAGAACCUGCUCCUCGACGGGGAGGGUAACUUGAAGAUCGCCGACUUUGGGUCGUGCAAGGGCGUGUACUCGAAGCAGCCGCUGACGGAGUACAUCUCCACGCGGUGGUAUCGCGCCCCGGAGUGCCUUCUGACGGACGGCUACUACACCUACAAGAUGGACCUGUGGAGUGCCGGGUGCGUCUUCUUUGAAAUGAUCGCCCUCUUCCCCCUGUUCCCCGGCACCAGUGAAUUAGAUCAGGUGCACCGCAUUCACAACGUGCUCGGGACGCCGCCAUCGGAGGUGCUAGACCGGCUGAAGAAGUUCGGCAGCCACAUGGACUUCGACUUCCCCAAUAAGCAGGGGACCGGUUUAGCAAAACUGCUGCCACACGUGUCGCCCGAGGCGCUCGACCUGAUGCAAAAGCUGUUGACCUACGACGACGAGCACCGCUGCACCGCGAAGGAGGCGCUACGCCAUCCGUACUUCAGCACUCUGCGCGAGGCGGACAAAAAGAGUCGUCGCAUGCACCACAGCAUUUCCAGCUUCCCCGGCGCGGUGCCGGACGGCGUUGCGACCCUCGGCCUUAGCAGCAGCCCUCGCAAGAACCCCAAUAACGCGGUGCCGUCAUUGAACACCACGUUGACUUCGAACCGGCGACUGCCGGUGAUUGAAGGGGUGUCGCCCGUGAAGUCUACUGCAUUUCACGCAUCGCUCCAGGGCCACCCGCUGUCGGGCCCAAACGCGCCGGUCUCCGCAUCUGGCGAAAACCUGAGCCUGCAGAGUCUGCCAAGGAUUUAG
Molecule: messenger RNA, 1653 nt
Organism: Leptomonas pyrrhocoris
Lineage: Eukaryota; Euglenozoa; Kinetoplastea; Trypanosomatida; Trypanosomatidae
Product: mitogen-activated protein kinase (MPK13)
Exons: 1
Coding region: 481-1653 (390 amino acids)
Biological process (GO): intracellular signal transduction; protein phosphorylation
Cellular component (GO): cytoplasm; nucleus
Molecular function (GO): protein serine/threonine kinase activity; ATP binding
Source: RefSeq, a predicted model, not a curated record